AUGCAUAAGGAAAAUAAAGCUGCAGCAAACAGAUGUGGCAAAAUCCGAAGUGGCACUCCAAAUGAGGCUGCUUUACUGGCCCUGAUGGAGAAGACUGGAUACAACAUGAUUCAAGAAAAUGGGCAAAGAAGAUUCGGUGGUCCUCCACCAGGUUGGGAAGGUCCACCACCACCGCGUGGAUGUGAAGUUUUUGUGGGUAAGAUUCCUCGUGAUAUGUAUGAAGAUGAAUUAGUUCCUGUUUUCGAGAGAGCUGGGAAGAUCUAUGAGUUCAGACUGAUGUUAGAAUUCAGUGGUGAGAAUCGAGGCUAUGCUUUUGUGAUGUACACUACGAAAGAGGAAGCCCAGCUAGCCAUCAAGAUCCUUAAUAAUUAUGAAAUUCGUCCAGGAAAGUUUAUGGGUGUCUGCACAAGCUUGGACAACUGCAGGCUAUUUAUUGGAGCAAUUCCAAAAGAAAAGAAGAAAGAAGAAAUACUGAAUGAAAUGAAAAAAGUUACGGAAGGAGUGAUGGAUGUAAUUGUUUAUCCGAAUGCCAGUGACAAAACUAAGAAUCGUGGCUUUGCUUUUGUAGAAUAUGAAUCUCACAGAGCAGCUGCAAUGGCUAGAAGGCGGCUGGUCCCAGGAACAUUCCAGCUCUGGGGCCAUACUGUUGUGGUAGACUGGGCAGAACCUGAGAAAGAAGCUGAUGAAGAAACAAUGCAGAGAGUUAAAGUAUUAUAUGUGAGAAAUUUAAUGAUUUCUACUACAGAGGACACCAUUAAAGCUGAGUUCAACAAGUUCAAGCCAGGAGUAGUUGAACGUGUGAAGAAGCUGAGAGAUUAUGCAUUUGUUCAUUUUUUCCACCGAGAAGAUGCAGUUGCUGCUAUGUCUGUAAUGAAUGGAAAGUGCAUUGAUGGAGCUAGUAUUGAGGUAACACUGGCAAAGCCAGUUAACAAAGAAAGUACAUGGAAACAACAUUUUAAUGGCCAGAUAAGUCCUCGUUCUGAAAGUCUGUUAUGGUUUCCUAACAAAGAAGAAGGUUAUCAAAAAUCCUUAGGGCAACCAGUAAGUCUUUCAGUUUGUCUUAAUCGUCAGCCCAGUCCAGAGCCCCCUGAGGAUGAAAGAUGUACAUACCUGGUUUUUCCAGGAGCAAAGCUUACACCAAUUAGCAUGUAUUCCUUAAAGUCCAGUCACUUCAGUUCUGCAGCAAUGCAUCUGGAUUAUUUUUGCAAUAAAAAUAACUGGGCACCACCAGAAUACUACUUGUAUUCAACCACAAGUCAGGAUGGGAAAAUACUCUUGGUGUACAAGGUGAUUAUUACUAGUAUGGCAGAUAGUUCCCAGAGUUACUUCAUGCCAGACAAACUCUCCACAACAGUAGAAGAUGCAAAGGAGUUGGCAGCACAAUUUACACUUCUACAUCUAGCCCCUGAACAAGCAUAUAUAACUUUGCGGUCCCUGAAUUCAGCAUAG
Messenger RNA from Eurypyga helias (sunbittern), 1449 nucleotides. It is a transcript of the gene RBM46, whose product is annotated as RNA binding motif protein 46. NCBI's taxonomy places the organism in Eukaryota, Metazoa, Chordata, Aves, Eurypygiformes, Eurypygidae. The transcript is spliced from 4 exons. The coding region runs from base 1 to 1449 and encodes 482 amino acids. The record is from RefSeq and is a predicted model, not a curated record. Gene Ontology annotation, cellular component: nucleus. Gene Ontology annotation, molecular function: mRNA binding.